AUAAGCAGGUCUAUCAGAGAUGAUGGUUAACAGUUUUAAAAAAUCACUUGCUCUUAAAGCAGCCAUCGCUCUACUAACUGGACUGAACUCCCAUUUUCAUGAUCGCCUUUAACUACAGAGGACAAGGAAGUAUCUGAAACUCAUCUACGGCUAACUAAGAACAAUACAACCAUGAGAGACAGACUGGGACACCUGCAUCAGGUACAGACUGACACUGAGGGUUUCAGUACAGUGCAGCUAGAUAACCUAUCAGAUCAUGAAGCAACAGCUGGAGAUAAUGAGCUGGAUGAUGUCCUGAAGGAGGCCCAGCUGAUACGUCUGGAAAUCCAGCAGAUCCAAAAUGACAUCAGAGAUCUGAAGGACGUAAACUAUCAGGCUUUGAAUAAGACUUCAGACUCCAUUGUGAUAAAACGGGACUCCAACGCAAUCGGGGCAGAUAUUAAACGCAGAGGUGAAGCUGUGUUGCAGAGGCUGCAUAUGCUAAAUAACCUCAGAGGUGAACUGGAGGUCCAGCGCGGCAGUUUGGACCCCACAGUGCGCAUUGCUCGAACACAGUACCACUGCCUGAGCAACGCUCUGCGGGAGGUGAUGUUCAGCUACAAUGACACAGAGAUGAACCACAGGGAAGCCUGUAAAAAGCAGAUCCAGAGACAGAUGGAGAUAGUGGGUAAGGAGGUUAGCAUGGAGGAGCUGGAGGAGAUGAUGGAGGGUGAAGAAUUGACUGUGUUCAGCAUCCAGAUACAAGGGAAAUCUACCCGGUCUGCACUAAUGCAGAUAGAGAGCCGGCACCGUGAGUUGCAGGAGCUGGAGAAGAGAAUCGCGGGGAUCCAGGAACUGUUCCUAGAUGUGGCUGUCCUCAUGGAGGAGCAGGGAACAGGAGUGGAAAACAUCCAGAAAAAUGUUCAAAAUGUUGGUGUGAUCAUUCUGGAAAGCAGGGUCUAUUUGGAUAAUGCCAUUAAAUCUGAUAAAAACAACCCCUUCAAGAAGCUGUUUUGCGCCUGCUUUCCAUGUUAUCACAAUUAGGUCUUAUGAAGCUUUUAUUGAUUCUGAAAUAUGGUGAAACUUUUAAUGAAUCGCACUGGCUUCCAGGAUACACCCACAGAUGGGAGCACAGUAGAUGGCGCCACUAAUAGAAAGGUUUGAACACUGAUGGUGAUGAAGCCAAGUUGCGCUGGUCAUCAUAAAACAAGACCCACCAAUUGGCCGACUCUCCGUUUCUCUGGGAAGAGCUCCACUUCCUGCAAGCCUGAAUUGUAUAGGUGCUUAAAAAUAGAUCUAUAGUAAAAUAUUUAUUUAAGGCAUUUAUCUGUAAAAGCAAAGUGCAAUUGCUAAUGUAAAGACUCAUAGAACUGUUAAUAUUUAACCUUAAAUACUUAAGUUAGGUGAUUUUAGAUUGUUAUUUUAGGUAUAUUUAGACUUUAUGUGAUUUUAUGUGAAAUUGUAAUGCGGCCUUUAUUGAUGGAAGUAUAAAAGUUUAGCCAUUAACAGGCUGGUAUGCCUGUAACCAUUAAUGAUUUCUGUUCAAAUGUUGAUAAAGCCUUUGCUCAUGUAACUGUAUGAUACCAGCCAAAGGACAGUGUCAGCAGUCUGGAUAUCAGCCUAUACUAAGUCUGUGUGACUUGUCCCCCUUAAGUAAAAUAAUAAUUUUAAAAAAAACCCUUGUGUAACUAUCGCUUCUUCAUUUCAGCUUGAUCUUUAUCAUCUGUAAUUUGACAUUGCGAGAACUUCAGCUUUUUAAAUACUCUGAUACAUUUUCACUUUUUCAACACAGGACUGUUGCAGCUGACUAAAUGGAGCAAAUGGCCAUAGCACUUUUUCUGUUCCUACAUAUAAAGCAAUUAUGAAGGCUUUUCCUUGCCCAACUACCAAAGAAAAUUGCUUAUUACAGGUUACAAGACUCCCAGUGUUGUAACGCCCCCCUCCCCCCUCCCCCUUUCUCUCAGAAAUGUAAAUUUUAAUACUCGUUGUAUAUUUUUAGACCUGAUCAUUAAAACCACAUGUAAAAAUAUUGGGGUUGCACUUUCCACUUGUGUCAAACACUUGUUCCUGAACACUAAAUGUGUUUUAUGUCGAGGCUUUCCUUCCGUUUUCAAGGUUAGUGUUGAACUUCUAAUCGCGUUUUUAUGUUAGUAUAAUAAGAUGAAUUUCUUUUUU
This is a messenger RNA of Haplochromis burtoni (Burton's mouthbrooder), 2154 nucleotides long. RefSeq names its product syntaxin-11. The record is from RefSeq and is a predicted model, not a curated record. Gene Ontology annotation, biological process: intracellular protein transport; synaptic vesicle fusion to presynaptic active zone membrane; exocytosis. The transcript is spliced from 2 exons. Gene Ontology annotation, molecular function: SNARE binding; SNAP receptor activity. NCBI's taxonomy places the organism in Eukaryota, Metazoa, Chordata, Actinopteri, Cichliformes, Cichlidae. The coding region runs from base 172 to 1023 and encodes 283 amino acids. Gene Ontology annotation, cellular component: plasma membrane; synaptic vesicle; endomembrane system.